Messenger RNA from Aspergillus fumigatus Af293, 312 nucleotides. Lineage: Eukaryota; Fungi; Ascomycota; Eurotiomycetes; Eurotiales; Aspergillaceae. The record is from RefSeq and is a predicted model, not a curated record.
AUGAGCGAUAACCCCGACGCAUCGAAUUCCGACUGGCUUCACGACUUCAAAAGACUGGUGUCUAGUGCGCGUGUCACAACUCACGAAGUGACCUCAGUUCUGUGCCUUCUCUCUGCGAGUAUUACGAACCGACAGCCUCUGCCGCCUUACCUGAAGACUCCUCGACCGUACAGUUUUACAAAGAGAUUAGAAGCGCUUGACAAAGACAUUCUCAGCAUCAAGCACAUCGCAGAGCCGGGAUUCGCCACGUUUUCCGUACUGCAGAUUUCGACCAGAUGCAUUGUUGGAGACGUGGAGAGAUUGAUGAGGUGA